Molecule: messenger RNA, 969 nt
Organism: Trematomus bernacchii (emerald rockcod)
Lineage: Eukaryota; Metazoa; Chordata; Actinopteri; Perciformes; Nototheniidae
Product: MFS-type transporter SLC18B1-like
Exons: 9
Coding region: 1-870 (289 amino acids)
Biological process (GO): transmembrane transport
Molecular function (GO): transmembrane transporter activity
Source: RefSeq, a predicted model, not a curated record
AUGUUCUCCAUGCAGGGCAGUCUGGAGAUGUUCGCGGGUCUGGGUCUGACCCUCGGCCCCCCGGUGGGGGGGUGGUUCUACGAGUCCUUUGGGUAUGAGGUUCCCUUCAUGCUGCUGGGGGGGCUGCUGUUCCUCAUGGUGCCCUUCAACAUCCUGGUGCUGCCCAACAUCCAGUCUGAGCCGUCGAAGGACUCGUUCUUCGGCCUGCUGAGGAAGACGAAGAUCUCUCUGAUCUGCUUCGUCACCUUCACGAUCAGCUCCGGACUCGGGUUCCUCGACGCGGCGCUCUCUCUGUUCGCCAUCCAGACGUUCGGCCUCUCCUCAGGCUACGUGGGCCUCAUCAUGCUGGGGCUCUCCCUCCCGCACUGCCUCGCCUCCCCCCUGCUGGGACUCUUCACCGAUAAAUACCCUAGCAGCAGGCCGUGGCUCAUGGUUAUUGGUUGCGGGGCCACAGCACUCGGUUUCUUCCUGCUAGGCCCCGCCCCCAUCCUCCACAUCCCCAGUCAGCUGUGGCUCCUGGUCCUCAUGCUCUCUGUGAUUGGUUUCUCUCUGGAGAUGACGGCGAUCCCGACCUUCCCUGAGAUCAUCUCCAGUGCGUAUGAGCAGGGCUACGAGGAGGGGCUCAGCACGCUGGGGAUGGUCUCCGGACUCUUCGAGGCCUUCUGGUCUCUGGGGAUGUUCUCCGGCCCCAUCGUGGGGGGGCUGGUGACGCAGCACCUGAGCUUUGAAUGGGCGUCUGUCCUCCAGGGGGGGUCCGCCCUGCUGGCUGCUCUGCUGCUGGCUGUUUAUUACCUGAGACACCCCCCCUCCCAGAGAAUGGUUUCAGAAAGUCCAACGACCAGCGAGCACUCCCCUCUGCUCUCUGACUGAACAACAACAACAAACAACAUGUGUUUACUUUAUUUUUAAAUGCCUUUAAAUUAUAUAUUGUUGUUGCAGGGAUUUAAAUAAUUUCUAUAACACUAAGGU